GAUUUUCAUGAUAUUCAAUUCAUUUCAAUAUGACCAUUAACAAGGUUAGUAUAAAAUUAUCCAAUCUCAUUCAGUGAUUUCUAUUACAAUGAGUGUAUUGGCUACACCAUUUUUAUUCUAUGCCAUAAAUAUGAAAUCAUGUUAGUGUAAUACAUUACAAAUUUAUGAUAAAACAAAUUAUGAACAAAUUCUUUUAUCAUAUAUCAUUUAUAUUGAUUUAUUAUGUCAUCAAAAUCAAUUGUAAUAUCAAUUCAAAAUCAAUAAAUCAAUCAAUUAUUUAUGAACCGAAUUGGAAUUCAUUAGAUAAACGUCCAUUACCAAAUUGGUAUGAUGAAGCUAAAAUUGGUAUAUUUAUACAUUGGGGUGUAUUUUCUGUACCUAGUUAUAGGACUGAAUGGUUUUGGUGGAUGUGGCAAGGUGACAAAACAACAAUGCCUGAAAUACCGGAAUAUAUGCGUAAAUAUUAUGAACCAGAUUUUGCAUAUGCUAAUUUUGCAAAACAAUUUCAUGCGGAAUUUUUCGAACCUGAUAAAUGGGCUGAUUUAUUUCAGAAAUCAGGAGCACGUUAUGUAGUACUUACUGCGAAACACCAUGAAGGUUUUUGUAAUUGGCCGUCUAUUAGUUCAUGGCAAUGGAAUUCAAUGGAUAUUGGUCCAAAUCGUGAUUUGGUCGGUGAUUUGGCUACAUCUAUUCGUAAAAGAACUAAAUUAAGAUUUGGUGUCUAUCAUUCCUUAUUUGAAUGGUUUAAUCCAUUAUAUUUGUACGAUAAAGAAAAUAACUUUACAACACAAACAUUUGUUGAACAAAAAACAAUGCCAGAAUUAUAUGAUUUAGUAUUACGUUAUAAACCAGAAGUGAUUUGGUCUGAUGGUGAUGCUGGUCCAGAUACUUAUUGGAAUUCAACACAAUUUCUUGCUUGGUUAUAUAAUGAAUCACCUGUAAAAGAUACAGUUGUUACAAAUGAUCGUUGGGGUAAUGGUUGCCCAUGUAAACAUGGAGGUUACUAUUCAUGUGAUGAUCGUUAUCAUCCUGGUAAAUUAGUGAGACAUAAAUGGGAAAAUUGUAUGACAUUAGAUUGUUGUUCAUGGGGAUUUAGAAGAGAAAUAACUUUAGAUAAAAUAUUAACACCAGAACAACUUAUUUCUGAAGUUAUUGAGACUGUUACUUUUGGUGGAAAUAUUCUCAUUAAUGUUGGUCCAACUUCAUGGGGAACAAUUUUACCUAUUUAUGAAGAACGUUUAUUACAAUUAGGCGAAUGGUUGUCUAUAAAUGGUGAAGGUAUUUAUGCCACUCAACCAUGGAGAAUUCAAAAAGAACCCAAUUAUGAUUUUGUUUGGUAUACUUAUAAACCUGCAUUGAUUGAUAAGAAUAUAAAUGAAUAUAUGAAAAUGCCAUCUCUUUAUUUAUUGAAUAGAAUAUCUUCUAUGAAACAAAAUCCAUCUAUAGUAUAUGCACAUUUAACAAAAUGGCCAAAUAAAUAUUGUCACAAUUUCACAGAAACAAUAAAUGAUCAAUCAAUACAAACAAGAACAUUUUGUAAAAGAGAAUUACAUUUACGAUCAAUUAAUGCUCAUCCAAAUUUAUCUAAUUUUACUUUAUUAGAUGGAAGUUUAAUUGGUAUUCAAUUAUCUUAUCGAAUCAUGAAUAAAACUACAAUGAAUGGUGUAAUUAUUAAUUUACCUGAUAUAAUUAUGAAUAAUGAUAAUAGAAAUAUAUUGAAAUAUGCAUGGACAAUACGUAUGAUCAAUGUGUUUUAAUAAACUACUGACCUUGGUUUAUGAUAUGAUUCUUAACAAACAAACAAACAAACAAACAAACAAGCGAACAAACGAGCAAACAAACAAAAAGUGUAAACAGUUUACAAAUGUUAAUUUCAAAUGAUUUAAGCAUUAGGUUAAUUGUUUAAAACAAUUAAAACUAACAAUAUUAUUAGUAGUAUCUCAAUGAAAAGAGAAAAAUAAAACUGAAUUUUUAAUGGUUUAUAACUAUGCAGAAGUUGUGUUUGUUUUAGCGGUUAAUAUAAAAUAUAAUUAACAGAGAAUAUACGAGGGUAAAGAGGGGUAUUUUAUGUCAAUAAUGAUCAUCAUACAAUCUGAUUAGUGACAGAUAUAGUUCUGAAGUGUUCAAGAUUCAAUUUUCUGUGAGAUUAUAAUUUAUGAAUGAACCAAUCAGAUUUAACAUAACAGGUUUUGAAUUUUAGCGCGAAAUUAAUUCAUUCAUUUAGCUUUAUUUAGUUUUAUCAAUAUAGUUGAUAUUAUUAUAUGUGAAAAUUAUAUUUUCACAUAUAAUGACUUCUCUAUACUCGGCGCUCAAUUACUGUCAAACUAUUCGUUCUAAUCUUGACGAAUAUUCGUAUAAAUAGUUGAUAUUAGUUCAUGAUGAAAACCCUAUAUUUGCAUCCUGAUCUUAACUAUUAACUGUAAAUAAUAAUCUUAAUUCUUUACACUGGUUUAUAACCUUCAUUUAACCGUAGUAUGCUGUUGAACAUUGUCAGGGUCGCUUUAGCGUCACUCCAAGGUCGUCUAUAAAUUAUAGUCUCACAGUUUUGUUUUAAUUGUUUAAAGACUUGUUCAUUUAGUAUCAUUUCUAAUAUGUAAUUUGAUUAAUUUGAUAUGAUCAUGGAAACUAGAUAAUUUAUAGACUUUGAAUUUCUUGUUUCUAUGUAAAUCGAAUAAAAAUUUCGAAAUUAUGCUUCUUUUUUUUUCUUUAAAUAACAGUUUUUCUGUUUUGUUUUGUUUUUUCUUGUAUGUAUUGUAAAGUUUGGCUUUUAAGGAAAAAAAUUCGAUC
This is a messenger RNA of Schistosoma intercalatum, 2787 nucleotides long. NCBI's taxonomy places the organism in Eukaryota, Metazoa, Platyhelminthes, Trematoda, Strigeidida, Schistosomatidae. The record is from the annotation of a GenBank genome assembly.